ACGGCUAUUCGUCCAUCGUAUAUGAAUUUCGUAUAUAACACACGUAAACUGUCAUAUACGAAUAGAAUGUGAGGGAAUGUGAGCAGUAGUCGCGUUACACGUGUCGUGCGUAUUGUGAUAGAUUGCAGUGUGAUAAAGUAUAUGUAUUAGUUUAUAGAAUUGUUAUAUCUUAAAUUAUCCUAUAAUAUACGCACAAGAUGAGAGUCUUCCUAUUUAUCGGUUUAUUUUUGAUAAAAGAUUUUGUGCAUUCUCAAGAUAUUGAUCUAGCGCAUUUAAAAUGUUUAGUUUGUAGAGCUACUAUGGAUGAAAUGGAAGCUGCGGUAUCUAAAUUAAAUCCAAGAGUAUUAGUUGAUGCAGGUAAUUACAAAAUGGAUGCUCAGGGAAAUACUGUACAGAAAAAGGUUCCAUUACGUAAAUCGCAAGUACAUAUUUCGGAUAUAGUGGAUGAUAUCUGUUCAAAGAUGAAAGAUUACGUGAGAGGAAUUAAGAAAUAUAAUAAAAAGUUGACAAUCUUUAACAUUGUGUUACCAUCAGGUGGUAUGAAUCCUGAAAUGUCUAAAGUAGAUCUAAUUCAUGAUGGUGAUUUAAACAAGUCUCUUGAGUUUUACUGUCACUUGGUAGUGGAGCAAUUGGAAGAUGACAUAAUAUCAUUGUAUGUCAAUGAUGUAGAAAAUAAGAAAGAAAAACUUUGUACAGAGCAUUCACAUAUAUGUGAUAAUUAUCCUGAGGAACCAUUUGAUGACAAUGAUAUUAACAGUUUCUUUCAAGUUAAAGAUAAAGAAUUAUAAGACAAUUUUUAAACAUGUAAGUUUCAUUAGUAAUUAAAGACAAGACCUCAAAUAUGUUAAAUAAUAAAUUAUAUAGUUUUUGUUAU
Messenger RNA from Harpegnathos saltator (Jerdon's jumping ant), 874 nucleotides. It is a transcript of the gene sel, whose product is annotated as canopy family protein seele. NCBI's taxonomy places the organism in Eukaryota, Metazoa, Arthropoda, Insecta, Hymenoptera, Formicidae. Bases 198 to 788 code for a protein of 196 amino acids. The record is from RefSeq and is a predicted model, not a curated record. The transcript is spliced from 5 exons. Gene Ontology annotation, cellular component: endoplasmic reticulum.